CCGCCGCCUACUCCCGCCGGCGGAUCCUGCGCCGCCGUCGCCGCCUCUGCCGCUGCCUCUGCCGCCCCCAGGGCCGAAGCCAUGGCGGGUGUCUCGUCCCCUUGCGCCAAUGGCUGCGGGCCUGGCGCGCCCUCAGACGCCGAGGUGCUGAACCUCUGCCGCAGCCUUGAGGUGGGCACCGUCAUGACUUUGUUCUACUCCAAGAAGUCGCAGCGGCCGGAGCGGAAGACCUUCCAGGUCAAGCUGGAGACUCGGCAGAUCACGUGGAGCCGCGGCGCCGACAAGAUCGAGGGGGCCAUUGACAUUCGAGAAAUCAAGGAGAUCCGCCCAGGGAAGACCUCACGGGACUUCGACCGCUACCAAGAGGACCCUGCUUUCCGGCCGGACCAGUCACACUGCUUUGUCAUCCUGUAUGGCAUGGAAUUCCGCCUGAAGACCCUGAGCCUGCAAGCUACAUCUGAGGAUGAAGUGAACAUGUGGAUCAAGGGCUUGACGUGGCUGACAGAGGACACGCUGCAGGCGGCCACACCCCUGCAGAUUGAGAGGUGGCUGCGGAAGCAGUUCUACUCAGUGGAUCGGAAUCGGGAGGACCGCAUCUCAGCCAAGGACCUGAAGAAUAUGCUGUCCCAGGUCAACUACCGGGUCCCCAACAUGCGCUUCCUUCGAGAGCGGCUGACGGACCUGGAGCAGCGCAGCAGCGACAUCACCUACGGGCAGUUCGCUCAGCUGUACCGCAGCCUCAUGUACAGCGCCCAGAAGACGAUGGACCUCCCCUUCUUGGAAGCCAGCGCACUGAGGGCAGGGGAACGGCCGGAGCUUUGCCGAGUGUCCCUUCCUGAGUUCCAGCAGUUCCUCCUUGAGUACCAGAGGGAGCUGUGGGCUGUCGACCAAUUCCAGGUGCAGGAGUUCAUGCUCGACUUCCUCCAAGACCCCUUGCGAGAGAUUGAGGAGCCAUACUUCUCCCUGGAUGAGUUUGUCACCUUCCUGUUCUCCAAAGAGAACAGCGUGUGGAACGCAAAGCUGGACGCCGUGUGCCCAGACUCCAUGAACAACCCUCUCUCCCACUACUGGAUCUCCUCCUCGCACAACACGUACCUGACCGGGGACCAGUUCUCCAGCGAGUCCUCUCUGGAAGCCUACGCCCGCUGCCUGCGGAUGGGCUGCCGCUGCAUCGAGUUGGACUGCUGGGACGGCCCCGACGGGAUGCCGGUCAUUUACCAUGGACACACCCUCACCACCAAGAUCAAGUUCUCAGACGUUCUGCACACCAUCAAGGAGCAUGCCUUUGUGGCCUCGGAGUACCCGGUCAUCCUGUCCAUUGAGGACCACUGCAGCAUCGCCCAGCAGAGGAACAUGGCCCAGCACUUCAAGAAGGUCCUUGGGGACACACUCCUCACCAAGCCCGUGGACAUCGCCGCCGAUGGGCUCCCUUCGCCCAACCAGCUCAAGAGGAAGAUCCUUAUCAAGCACAAGAAGCUGGCUGAGGGCAGCGCCUACGAGGAGGUGCCCGCGUCCGUGAUGUACUCCGAGAAUGACAUCAGCAACUCCAUCAAGAACGGCAUCCUCUACCUGGAGGACCCCGUGAACCACGAGUGGUACCCGCACUACUUCGUCCUGACCAGCAGCAAGAUCUACUACUCCGAGGAGACCAGCAACGACCAGGGCAACGAGGACGAGGAAGAGCCCAAGGAGGCCAGCGGCAGCACAGAGCUGCACUCCAACGAGAAGUGGUUCCACGGGAAGCUCGGGGCGGGGCGGGACGGGCGGCACAUCGCCGAGCGCCUGCUGACCGAGUACUGCAUUGAGACCGGGGCCCCCGACGGCUCCUUCCUCGUGCGCGAGAGCGAGACCUUCGUGGGCGACUACACCCUCUCUUUCUGGCGGAAUGGGAAAGUCCAGCACUGCCGGAUCCACUCUCGGCAGGAUGCCGGGACCCCCAAGUUCUUCUUGACAGACAACCUUGUCUUCGACUCCCUCUAUGACCUCAUCACGCACUACCAGCAGGUGCCCCUGCGCUGCAACGAGUUUGAGAUGCGCCUCUCAGAGCCCGUCCCACAGACCAAUGCCCACGAGAGCAAAGAGUGGUACCACGCAAGCCUGACCAGAGCGCAGGCCGAGCACAUGCUGAUGCGGGUUCCCCGUGAUGGGGCCUUCCUGGUGCGGAAACGGAACGAGCCCAACUCCUAUGCCAUCUCCUUCCGGGCUGAGGGCAAGAUCAAGCAUUGCCGCGUGCAGCAGGAGGGCCAGACGGUGAUGCUGGGCAACUCGGAGUUCGACAGCCUAGUCGACCUCAUCAGCUACUACGAGAAGCAUCCGCUGUACCGCAAGAUGAAGCUGCGCUAUCCCAUCAACGAGGAGGCACUGGAGAAGAUCGGCACGGCUGAGCCUGACUAUGGGGCCUUGUAUGAGGGACGCAACCCUGGCUUUUAUGUGGAGGCGAACCCUAUGCCGACCUUCAAGUGUGCCGUCAAAGCCCUCUUCGACUACAAGGCCCAGAGAGACGACGAGCUGACUUUCACCAAGAGCGCCAUCAUCCAGAAUGUGGAGAAGCAGGACGGAGGCUGGUGGCGGGGAGACUAUGGUGGGAAGAAGCAGCUCUGGUUCCCGUCAAACUACGUAGAGGAGAUGGUCAGCCCAGCAGCCCUGGAGCCGGAGAGGGAGCACCUGGAUGACAACAGCCCCCUGGGGGACUUGCUGCGGGGCGUCUUGGAUGUGCCAGCGUGUCAGAUUGCCAUCCGUCCCGAGGGCAAGAACAACCGGCUCUUCGUCUUCUCCAUCAGUAUGGCGUCGGUGGCGCAGUGGUCCCUGGAUGUGGCUGCCGACUCACAGGAGGAGCUGCAGGACUGGGUGAAAAAGAUCCGCGAAGUGGCCCAGACCGCAGACGCCAGGCUCACAGAGGGGAAGAUGAUGGAGCGGAGGAAGAAGAUCGCCCUGGAGCUCUCCGAGUUGGUAGUCUACUGCCGGCCUGUCCCCUUCGACGAAGAGAAGAUUGGCACAGAGCGCGCCUGCUACCGGGACAUGUCGUCCUUCCCGGAAACCAAGGCCGAGAAAUACGUGAACAAGGCCAAAGGCAAGAAGUUCCUCCAGUACAACCGACUGCAGCUCUCCCGCAUCUACCCCAAGGGCCAGCGGCUGGACUCCUCCAAUUACGAUCCCCUGCCCAUGUGGAUCUGUGGCAGUCAGCUGGUGGCCCUCAACUUCCAGACCCCAGACAAACCUAUGCAGAUGAACCAGGCCCUUUUCAUGACCGGCGGGCACUGUGGCUAUGUGCUGCAGCCCAGCACCAUGCGGGACGAGGUCUUUGACCCCUUUGACAAGAGCAGCCUCCGAGGGCUGGAGCCGUGCGCCAUCUGCAUUGAGGUAGGUUUCGGGGGUGCCCGGCAUCUGCCAAAGAACGGCCGAGGCAUCGUGUGUCCCUUUUUGGAGAUCGAGGUGGCCGGAGCCGAGUACGACAGCACCAAGCAGAAGACAGAGUUUUUGGACAAUGGCCUGAAUCGUUGGCCGGCAAAGCCAUUCCACUUCCAGAUCAACCCUGAAUUCGCUUUCCUGCGCUUUGUCGUAUAUGAGGAAGACAUGUUUAGUGACCACUUCCUGGCUCAGGCUACCUUCCCGGUGAAAGGCCUGAAGACAGGGUACAGAGCAGUGCCUUUGAAGAACAACUACAGUGAAGACCUGGAGCUGGCUUCCCUGUUGGUCAAGGUCGACGUCUUUCCCUGCCAAGGUAACCGCAGCGCUGGGGAGAACGGUGACCUCAGUCCCUUCGGUGGUACGUCCCUGCGGGAGCGGGGUUCUGAUGCCUCGGCCCAGCUGUUCCACAGCCGGGGCCGCGAGGGGCUCCUUGAAGCGCGCUACCAGCAGCCAUUUGAGGACUUCCGCAUCUCCCAGGAGCCUGCAGACCACGUUGACGGCCGGGAACGGAGGGCCCCACGAAGGACUCGGGUCAAUGGAGACAACCGCCUCUAGCUGUGCCCCAGCCCCGUGGACAGCAGCAGGUGGCUGCAAUACCUCUUGGAAUGCCGUGCACUGGGUUUGCUGGAAGCGGCCUGCGUGGCAGCCUUCCUGGUCUCGCAUCCUGGAGCCUGGGUUUCCAGCAGUGAAUGCCAGACAAAAACCAAGCCAUCAGUGAGAUUAUUACUGUUUGGGGCCUCCACACCCACCGGGGUGGGGGCAGAAACCGUACUGUGUCUCGCGUUAAGCAACACAUAUCUGGCCCUGACUUCUGGAGGUGGAUCCUCCCAUCUUGUGGGGCCAGGACCUCAGCUGCAGCCCCUUGGAGAGAGAGGUUGCCUCAGCCGGCAGCACAGGAGGCUCUGAGGAGCCGCUGACAUUCCUGAGAAUGGAGGAGGAGGAGCAGCAGCAGCAGCCUUGCUGGGGCCAGGGAAACAAAGUUUACAUUGUCCUGCAGCUUUAAAACCACAGCCGGGCGGGUGGGAGGGUCGAUGCCCGCAGUUUGGCCCUGGAGCCAGGGCCUACGAGCACAGCGCCUGCCCGAGGGGGACACAGCACAAGGGCCACUGCCCACGGUGGGGAACGCGACCCGGCCUGAAAGAUACAGGGGAUCCCGUUAAAAGCAGCAGUAUUGGGCGUCACAGGGGACGGCGGGGCGGCCUGAAGCAGGGACGGGGCAGUGUGCCCCAGAGCCAUAGCAGUGCCUCGCUGUGGGAGGACGAGGGACCAGAACCGGGUGUGCCACACCACCAGGGGCCACGCUUGUCCCGCCACUGCCCAUUGCGGGGCCCUGGACGCAAGCCUGGAGGACCCGCUUCCAGGGCAGACGAGUGUGUGGACAUACUCGAGGCCUUCGUCGGGGUGGUCGGCGCCAGUGUGGCCAGAAUGGAGGAGCAGGUCGCCAAGGCGGAGGCCGAGCUGAGGACUCGGCCGGUGUACCCAGGAGACUCCCGCACACGGGUCCCAUGCCCCCUUCACGAGGCUCGCCCCCAAGGCCCCGCAGACCGUCUGCUUCGAAGCCCCAUCCUGUUCCGACCGAAGACCACUCUCCCCGUCGUCGUGCGAGACCUGGGUCUGAGUCUGCAAGAGGACGCCUCUGAGAUUAUCUCAAGUAUUAACUCAGUUGAGAACCCUGUUCCUAGACAUACAUGAUGUUGGAGUAUAGAAUUUUAAGUUUAUUUUUGCACACACUAUUUCUCACUAUCUUCAUUAUUUCACGUAGGAUGUAUGAUUUUCUAUGUCUUCCAUUUCUAACCUGAAGCUGCUCGGUGAGGGGCUGGGGCAGCAGAGCGGAAGGACUCGCCUGUGCGCCGUGGCAGGACUGUGACCCUCCCGGACGCUCAGGUCCAGCCCAGCUGACGGCGUUGCCUUCCCCAGGUUUCCGUGUCGUCUUAAGAAAAAACCACUGAGCCGCUCAAGCCUUGUUCGUAUUCGGUCCCAAUAGUGAUUCAGUUCUCUGUAGCUUUUAGGGUAGGGAGUAAAUUAUUUAACAUUAUAUUCAACUUUCCAUAUCAUGAAUUGUAAACUGAAGGAAAUCAUACAAUUUCUGAGGAAAUGUAUUGAUUUAUUUAAACUAUCCUGAAGCUGUGUUUGAAAGUAUGACCUCACAAUCUUAAUUUGUCCAUAGCAAACAUGUCUACGUAUGGUUGCCAACAUUUGGUUUAUAAUUUAAGAAUUAAAAUUUUAAAUUUUAUUGGAAAACCUUUCCUUCUAAAAAGGACUUUUUAAAAAGCCGUAUUUUUGUUUCCGUGGUAUAACUAUCUCACCCCUCCUGCCCCUCAUCUUGAGGAGCAGCCUCUGAGGUGGGCAGCUGCCCUGUCGGAGGGUUCAGUUUGGGGGGUUAAGGCACCGUCGGGAAUGGGUUGGGAUGAGAUAAAAUAGCAAAGCUUAUUCUGGUGAGGUGGUUUUUUUAAGGCAAAAAUAAAUUAAAAAAUAAAGACUCACUAUGCUUUCCCUUGGGAAUGGAAGAGGGAUUCAGGAGUCGCCUGCCUUGGCGGGUGCAGGGCGCGGGGCGGACAAGGGAGGCGGGGCAGGCAGUCCGGUGCUGAAGGGAGCUGCUGUGCGGAUGGCAGCUUCUGUUUAGCUGGGGACCAGAUCCGAGGAAGGAGGUGGGAGGGUGGCAAGGCAGCCCCACCUGGAAGCACAGGUUGGGGCCCAGGCCCGUGGGUGCACAGCAUAGCACCCAGCACAUGCAAACCCAAUGCCUGCAUUUGGGCUCACAGUUAGCUACUUGCUAGUUCUGCUGCCCUCUUAAGAUCUGACUGCCAAAUAAAUUAUCCUGGUCUCCUUUUUCCUUUAA
Molecule: messenger RNA, 6247 nt
Organism: Phyllostomus discolor (pale spear-nosed bat)
Lineage: Eukaryota; Metazoa; Chordata; Mammalia; Chiroptera; Phyllostomidae
Gene: PLCG1
Product: phospholipase C gamma 1
Biological process (GO): phospholipid catabolic process; positive regulation of epithelial cell migration; phosphatidylinositol-mediated signaling
Molecular function (GO): calcium ion binding; protein binding; phosphatidylinositol-4,5-bisphosphate phospholipase C activity
Source: RefSeq, a predicted model, not a curated record